Messenger RNA from Dacryopinax primogenitus, 2065 nucleotides. RefSeq names its product carboxylesterase from carbohydrate esterase. The record is from RefSeq and is a predicted model, not a curated record. The coding region runs from base 1 to 2037 and encodes 678 amino acids. Lineage: Eukaryota; Fungi; Basidiomycota; Dacrymycetes; Dacrymycetales; Dacrymycetaceae. The transcript is spliced from 4 exons.
AUGUUUGCUGGUGCUCUGCUCGCUGUGGGCCUUGGGUCCUUGGCGGCCGCUGCUGCUCCCUCUCCGCAGUCCUUGGGGAGUGACUUGAAUCUGAUCUUCCAAAGCAACCUCAACUGGACUGAAGCACCCGAACAUCAAGGCUCUAUUCUGCUCGAUGCGCGUACUUAUGCGGCAGCGCAGGCAAGUUGUGCCCAACUUUCUGAAGGCCUCCUGACGCCAAAUGGAUCUUUCUUCCUUGCCGACUACUCCUUCGCUCUCAGCUAUCUCGAAUACGCGGGUCUCAGCUAUUUCGGGGAGCGGUUCUGGAUCGCACAGGAGGGCAGCGAAUGUCUCACGAUUGGCGCAGGUGCUAGCGUCUUCCCUGCGCCAUGCAGCGCGACGUUUAGGGCGUUGUGCUCACAGAGUGCUGGAUAUAACGUCCCGACUGUGACGGGCGUACCAAGCAAUUACGAAGUCACCGUCCAAUCGAACGAGUUGACCAUCACUGGAUUCCGUAACCAGGCAUCCUUCCGCUUUUAUGGCAUUCCGUACGCGAAUCACCCUCAACGGUGGACUUACUCGACGAUGUACACAGGCAAUCCGACGAUCAAUGCAACCGCAUUUGGUAGUGCUUGCCUGCAGACUGGGCGCGGAUCGGAAGACUGCUUCUAUUUGAACAUCUGGACUCCUUAUUUGCCGUCGACACCCAAUCCGCCUUCCUGCAAGCUCAAGCCUGUCCACUUCUGGAUCCAUGGAGGCGGAUACACAGGGGGUGCUGGGUCAGACUAUGAUGGUGGUCCGCAAGUUGCCAGAGGUGACGUGGUUGUUGUAUCGAUCAACUACCGCCUAUCGACCCUCGGUUUCCUGGCGCUCAGCGACGGUGUUACCAAUGGGAACUACGGGUUGGCGGACCAAAUCCUUGCCAUCGAGUGGGUACAGAAGUAUAUCACCGCGUUCGGGGGAGACCCCACGAGGAUUACGAUCGCGGGUCAGUCUGCCGGUGCGGGCUCCGUCCGUGCGCUUCUGGCCUCCCCGAAGGCGAUCGGGAAAUUCGAGGCUGCGAUCCCUCAAAGCAAUUUAGACGGGAUGUUGUACGCGGCAACAUACUCCAACUACUAUACCAUCAGCCAAGAGCUGAUGGUCGCCGGGUACGCCAUCCUCGCUGCCACUGGGUGCAACACAACUGCUGUCAAUAGCAGCGCGACGCUCGCCUGCCUGCGCGCGUACAACGGUACUGCCCUGGUGUACAUGCCCACCGUUGCGCGGUAUGUAGUCGUUGACGGGACGUAUAUCACGACUCCUCAACUCGAAGUAAAUGGUUCCGGACCGGUGGCCAACGUUCACCUAAUGAUGGGCUGGAUGAGCGACGACGGCAACUCCUUUAUCCAGUACACAGGCACGACGAACCUGACAACAGCGAUCACAGAAGAGAUCACAUGCAACGCGGCAGAGACAUACGCGAUCGAGUCCUUCGGUCUUUUCCCCCAGCCCAACACAGGCAACACCUCCCUUGACGUGUUCAACGUCACAGCCCGGCUUGCGACAGAUGUCGAAUUCCGCUGCUUAGAUCAGGCUACAGGCGUAUCACUUGCAAAGCACGGGCUGAUGAAGAAUCUCUGGUUCUAUCAGUUUGAUAGAGGGUAUAAUGGGUAUGACCCGAAUGGGGUGUGUUACGCCCCAGUCACCGCCGAGUACCCGUACGGCGACCCUAAUCUGCCGCACUUCAAUUGCCAUUCUGGCGACCUGCAAUACACAUUCGGCACUGUCGGUCUUUCCGGUACCCCCUUCAGGGACGCGAACGACCUUUACUUCCAGCAGCAGAUAGUCGACCAAUGGACCUCGUUCUAUCGCUCGUACAACCCAAACCCCGAUCCGUUGUAUCUCGCCGUUAGGGGGUACACGAAUACUGCGCUGGAGUAUGUGAGGGACGGUGCUUGGCAGCAGCUGAGUUACGCGAACCCGACGCUGAGGGUGCUGAGUGUGCCUAGUACGCAGAGGCCCAUGUUGGAGACCGCGCAAUGUGAUUCCCUCAACUACACGCUUGCGUAUUACGGAUGAAGGUCGGGGCUGGGAGUUGUAGUACAAC